AUGUCAAACGACUUGACUCUGAAUUAUGAUUCAUCCGGUCGGUAUUGCACAACCAUCGAACAUAAGCAUAUAGAUGUCGGGUAUUCGAAAAAUAACAGAAAACAUUUCUCACAUUCAACAACGUCUAAAUUACGAGAGAUAAUGCUGCGAAUGUUGCACACGACAUCGGGACGCAAAAACUUCGAUAAAGUAUCUGUUGAUCCGCCGAAAGACAAACAAGACAAGUUAACUUCCACGACAAAUGCUACUGAAGUAGAAGCAAAAACAAAAGACGCAAUAAAUUCAGCCGUUCAAUCUCAACCUCCCAUCGACUCUGCUGAUACGAAGAAAACUUAA
Messenger RNA from Adineta ricciae, 336 nucleotides. Lineage: Eukaryota; Metazoa; Rotifera; Eurotatoria; Adinetida; Adinetidae. The record is from the annotation of a GenBank genome assembly.